Papaver somniferum (opium poppy) is the source of this 1197-nucleotide messenger RNA. RefSeq names its product pre-mRNA cleavage factor Im 25 kDa subunit 2. NCBI's taxonomy places the organism in Eukaryota, Viridiplantae, Streptophyta, Magnoliopsida, Ranunculales, Papaveraceae. The record is from RefSeq and is a predicted model, not a curated record. Gene Ontology annotation, cellular component: mRNA cleavage factor complex. Bases 180 to 782 code for a protein of 200 amino acids. Gene Ontology annotation, molecular function: mRNA binding. The transcript has 7 exons.
AUCGGAAGAGAAGGGAAAAUAUUUUAGGUCAAUUAAAAUCACACUUCAGUUUCAGAGGGUUUUUGUUUUCUCAGAGAGAAAACUCCCCUCACUCGACCGACCGACCGACCGACUCUGUAAUCGGGUAGAUCAUCAACAUCACCAUCAAGAGAGGAGACCGAGCGAGCGAGCGAGUGAAAAUGGUGACAUCUCCAGUAGUGAAUACAUACCCACUUUCAAGCUAUACUUUUGGUACUAAAGAACCAAAGAUGGAGAAAGAUACUUCUGUUUCAGAUCGUCUUGCUCGUAUGAAAGUCAAUUAUAUGAAGGAAGGGAUGAGAACUAGUGUUGAAGCUAUUCUACUAGUACAGGAGCAUAACCAUCCCCAUAUAUUGCUUUUGCAAAUUGGGAACACGUUUUGCAAACUUCCUGGUGGGCGUUUAAAGCCCGGAGAGAAUGAAAUUGACGGUUUGAAAAGAAAGCUGUCAAGCAAACUUGCUGCUAACUCAACUGCUCUUCAGCCCGAUUGGCAGAUUGGUGAGUGUGUUGCUAUCUGGUGGAGGCCCAACUUUGAGACUAUAAUGUACCCAUACUGCCCUCCUCAUAUCACAAAACCCAAGGAGUGUAAAAAGCUUUUCCUUGUUCAUCUGUCUGAGAGGGAGUACUUUGCUGUUCCAAAGAACUUGAAGCUGCUCGCUGUGCCAUUGUUUGAACUAUACGAUAACGUACAGAGGUAUGGGCCAGUUAUCUCCACCAUCCCGCAGCAACUUUCAAGAUUUCAGUUCAACAUGAUCAAUGGGUGAAAAUGCAAGGGUUUCAAGAGCUCCCACUUGGGAGAGGUCUUGAGUAGGAAUUGAUUGGUCUACAAUGGGGAUUAUGAAGUUUUUGCAAAUAGGUAUGGCGCGUGAAGCUAGUCCAACUUAACCUCUGAUUUGCUUAGCAGUCGAUAUACCUGGUCUUAAUACAGACUUUGGAAUUGUGUGAUUUUCUAUACAUUUGUUUUUCCAAAUAUACUUGUACUUGUAUGGUUUCUUAUCUCGUGUUGUGUUUAAAUUUUAUGCCAAGAUUAUAUUAGAAUGUUAGUUAUCCAUACAAUGUAAAGGGAAGUAUUUGUAAAACCCCUUCUGCUGUGGUUGGGGUUCUCCUUGUUUCACAAAUCAGCAGGUGAAUCAUUGUAAUAUGAGGUAAAUUAGUUUCCAGUUGCACAUCACUAGACAA